This is a messenger RNA of Phaedon cochleariae (mustard beetle), 1872 nucleotides long. NCBI's taxonomy places the organism in Eukaryota, Metazoa, Arthropoda, Insecta, Coleoptera, Chrysomelidae. The record is from the annotation of a GenBank genome assembly.
ACGAACGAAGCUGUCAGCUCGCAGCUGAUGGCCAACCAAAAGUCAACUGUUAACCAUACCAUAUGGAAAAUAUAAUGAAUUCUGAUAUUUAUAAAUGAAAUAAUAUACAAAACUAGUUUCUGAAUUCCUGAAAUAUGAACGAACAAAACAUACCAAUUGAUAUCAACACAACAAAACUAUUGGAAUGGCUAAUAAGCAGAAGGCAUGUGAGUAAAGAUUGGCAAAACAAUGUUCUGAAAGUAAGGGAGAAGAUAAACAAUGCAAUACAGGAUAUGCCAGCUCAUGAAGGCAUUAUAAAUUUGCUCUCUGGUCAACACAUCCAUUAUUUUCACUGCCUGAAAAUUGUCGAGAUACUAAAAGAAACAGAAGCAGACACAAAAAAUCUGUUUGGGAGGUAUGGCUCACAGCGCAUGAAGGACUGGCAGGAUAUUAUAUCACUAUAUCAAAAAGACUCUCUUUAUUUGGCAGAAGUAGCUCAAAUGCUCAUUCGAAAUGUCAGUUUUGAAAUACCAAGCUUGAGAAAGCAAAUUACAAAAUUAGAGCAAAGUCAAACAGAAUGUGAGAAAAAAAUAAAGGAUUAUUCAAAAAUAGAGGCAAUUGCCCUGAAAGAGUUCAACUCCUCUUGUGAACAACUGGGUAUUGCUGGAAAAAAUAUCAGAAUGGAACUUGUUGGACUGUUGAAAGAGCUACCUAAAAUCUAUGAAGCAACUCCUGAAAAAAUCAAAAUAGUUUUGCCAGCUAUAGAAUUAUAUUCAGAAUUCAAUAAAUAUUUAUCAGGAAAAAAUGCUGAUCUUCAGGUUCUACCUACUUUAGAAUAUCUUGUCAGACAUGGAAAUACCACUACUUAUGAAUACACUUAUGGAGAAAAACCUGUUCAGAUUGAAGAACCCAUAUCCACCUUAUCUGAUGAUGAAAAGGAUAGUAACAAAAUAGAUUUUGGGGACAUAGAUUUUGCAGAGAAUACUGAUAAUGGAGCUGAAAUAGAUUUUGACAUCAACACAGACAAUGGUAGUAGCAUUGAUUUUGGAGAAGUAACACCAGAAGAACAGAACAUUGAUUGGGGCUCUAGUGGUGAAGAAGGUUUCGAAAUAGUCUCACACAAAGAUGUAGCAGUUAACCUAGAAGAGUCUGGAAUAGUUGUGGAACGAACUGGCAUAGAUGGUGGAUUAGCCAAAGGGGAUGAGGCCCUAACUAUCCUGGAUAAUCCCAAAACUCAAGAGCAAAUAAUUAACAACCUGAUGGAACUGGGGGCCUUUUUGAAAAUGAGACUAUAUGAAAUGUCCAAUGAUUCAAACAUGAUUGCUAUGUCCCAGAUGCAGGAGGCACCAGCUAUCCUUCAAAUGCAAACUGUGGAAUCUAUCACAGCCCUAAAUGAUUGCAUUAAUGUUGCCCUUGAUCAUUUGACUAACAAGAGGAUCCAGCACUUGCACAACAUCAAGCAUUCUCCAAAAUAUGUUGAUAUUUUGACUGCUACACUCAAGCAAAAAUUAUCAGUGAUUGAGAAGAUGAAAGCCAACAAAGUUAGGCUAGAGGAAAAAAUUAAAAUUUUGAGGGAAGAAGCUAGAAAUAUAGAUCCAGUCAUUAAAGUUUUGAUUGAGAAAACCAAACAGCUUCAGAAGGAAAUACAGGGGGACAUCUCUAGGAAGUAUCAGGGAUCGCAGUAUACUGGGUUAAGGCUGUCGCUCAUGCUGACUAGCGCGAGAAGUGCGUCCCAUGAAGGUCUACGUCUGUAUUACCAAAAAUCAGUUCUCUGGUUUUAAAAAUGACUGGAAUGCAGGUGUGUCUGACUUUCAUUAUCUUAAGUGUCUCAUAGUGUAUAUAGAAAUUAGAAACAAAACUAAACUUGGACAAACAAACCACAACUCAAAUCAG